AUGAAUUCAACUCAAGGGCUUAGCUUCAAACAUCCAUCCUCUAUUCGAUUCUAUUGAUGCGAGCAUUGAUUUUUCGGGUAAUAAACGUUGCUUUUAGUUUCUGUCUUUUGAUCCCUGUAUUCUGAAGAAGGAAGCUCAAAUUCAUUCUCUAUGUGAAGAUUUAGACGGCCAGAGGUUUUUGCAGGAUAAGAGAAAAAGGUAAAGUCUUUUAGAAUUUUGAGAUACAAUUCUUAGUGCCCGCAUUCUGUUUUUCAACAAUGAGCAGUGCUCCAAAGAGAUCUCAUGAGGAGGCUGGUGGUCAUUCCACUCCUUCAAAAUACCCGCAUGAAGAUACUAGUGGAUACCCUAAGGUGACAUCCUCUUCUGUUUCAAAUGAUUACCACCAUCCUCCAGCCUAUGAGGUGGGUCAAGAUGGUCGAGCAGCCAAGAUUCCUCGGACUGAAUCGCGUGAUUCAGAUAGAAGGUCUCCUCUUCAUUCAAAUUAUCGAAUUCCUUCAUCUGCUUCAAAUGAUUCACAUAUGGAUUCCCAUCCUAGUGGUUCAGAAAGCAGGAUAGAAUCACGAGAUUCCAAGGAAAAUCGAGAGGUUAGGGUUGAAAGCCGGGAGGCUAGGGUAGAAUCAAGGGAAUUUCAUGGUGAGGCAGCAAAGAAGGAGUAUCAAAGUGGAAAAGGUGAGAAGGAGGUUAGGUUUGAGGGUAGAGGAGAAGAUGGUAAGGAAUUGAAGUAUGAUAGGGAGAACUCUAGUGAUCCAAAGGGUGACAUGAAGGUGGAAAAGGAUGGUUAUGGUGGGUCUAGUAGUCACUUGGGUUGGAAGGAAUCAAGAGAGUACCAUAGAGGAAAAAGGCAUCCAGAAGCCCCAGGGGGAGGUCUGGAUCCAUGGCAAAUGCCACGUGAUAAUACACAAGGGCAAAUUGAAGCCGUAAAGGAAGGUUUCGCUACAGAAGAAAGGGAUCAUGUUGAAACACAUGAGGCUGUUGGUGAGAAUAAAUUUGAUCCGAAAGGUGAGGAUAGGUUUAAGGACAAGGAAAGGAAAAGAAAAGAAAUGAAACAUCAUGAUUGGGGAGAUAGAGAUAAGGAAAGAAGUGAACGUAGGAGUUACAGCAUGCAGGCAGGUAAUGGCAGUGGGGAAGGUAAAGAAUCUGCUAGAGAGGAGAGAGAAGCUGAGAGAUGGGAAAGAGAGAGGAAGGAUUUAAAGGACAAGGGAAGGCUGAAGGAGAAGGAAAAGGAUCAUGUCAAGAGGGAACCAUUGAAUGGAAUAGAGAAAGACGGAUCACACAAUGAAAAGGAAUUGGGAGAUGGAUCUGUCAGAACACCAGAGCAGGAAAAUACCACAUCUGAGCAGAGAAAGCAAAAAGAGCUGGAUAACUUGAAAAAUGUUGAUAGAGAAGCUAAAGAGAAGAGAUGGGAAAGAGAUGUUGACACAGAAGGAGACAAAUCUGAAAAGUGCAGUAGGGGCUAUGAAAAAGAAUCUGAUGAUGGAAGUGCAGGUGCUGAAGGGGCUAAUGAAAGGGAUAGGGAUGUUUUUAAUUAUGGAGUCCAGCAGCGUAAAAGGAUGCUCCGGCCAAGAGGCAGCCCUCAAGUGGGAAAUCGUGAGGGCCAUAUUAGGCCUCAUUCUCAGGAAAAUGAAGGAUCUCAGGGUAAAGCUGAAGUAUCUUCUGUUGUUUACAAAGUUGGUGAAUGCAUGCAAGAUCUAAUUAAGUUGUGGAAAGAAUAUGAAGCAUCUCAGGCUGAUAAAAGUGGUGAUAGUUCUCAAAAUAGUCCUACUCUUGAAAUUCGAAUACCUGCUGAGCAUGUUACUGCUACAAAUCGCCAGGUUAGAGGUGGUCAAUUGUGGGGUACUGAUAUCUACACUGAUGAUUCUGAUCUUGUUGCUGUUCUCAUGCAUACUGGGUAUUGCCGCCCCACCGCCUCUCCACCUCCACCAGCCAUUCAGGAGUUGCGUGCUACCAUCCGUAUCCUACCUCCUCAAGAUUGCUACACUUCUAAACUUAGAAACAAUGUUCGAUCCCGUGCAUGGGGAGCUGGAAUUGGUUGUAGUUACCGUGUUGAAAGGUGCUGCAUUGUUAAGAAGGGAGGUGGGACAAUUGAUCUUGAACCUUGUCUUACACAUUCAUCAACCGUAGAGCCUACGCUUGCUCCAGUAGCUGUAGAGCGGACAAUGACUACAAGAGCUGCAGCUUCGAAUGCACUGCGGCAACAAAGGUUUGUACGGGAAGUUACAAUACAGUACAACCUCUGCAAUGAACCUUGGAUAAAGUAUAGUAUUAGUAUAGUUGCUGACAAGGGUCUCAAGAAGCCCCUCUAUACAUCUGCACGCUUAAAGAAGGGUGAAGUCCUUUAUUUAGAAACUCAUUCAUGCAGGUAUGAGCUCUGUUUUAUGGGUGAGAAACUUGUAAAAGCCUCAACGACAUCUCAACUUCAUGAGGCGGAGACAGAGAAAUCUCAAAACCAUCACUCCCAUUCCAUGAAUGGUGAAAAGAGUGACUCAGAUAACACAAUGGUUGAUGUUUUCCGUUGGUCUCGCUGUAAGAAGCCCCUUCCCCAGAAAGUCAUGCGUUCAAUUGGGAUCCCCUUGCCACUUGAACACAUUGAGGUAAUUGAGGAGAAUCUGGAGUGGGAAGAUGUGCAGUGGUCACAAAUAGGUGUUUGGAUAGCUGGAAAAGAAUACACACUCGCACGGGUGCAUUUUCUGUCUUCUAAUUAGCUGUUACUUAAUGUUUAUUAUUACAUCUGUACUAUAAUUUCAUGUCUUCUAAGUGUUAAAUUGCAUGUCUGCUGAAUUAUUGGGCUCUUCAGCUGGAGAGGUUGGCACUUCCACAAAUAGAAUGUCAGUGUUGUGCUCUAUUUCUUAUCAGAUAACAACUCCCCUUCUUUGUGUCUUCUCUCACUCCCCGGGAUAACCCAAAGAGGGUUUGGGUUAUAAUACACUAUUUUUAGGCUU
Rubroshorea leprosula is the source of this 2939-nucleotide messenger RNA. Lineage: Eukaryota; Viridiplantae; Streptophyta; Magnoliopsida; Malvales; Dipterocarpaceae. The record is from the annotation of a GenBank genome assembly.